AUGUCCGAUCAACUUACUACCAUCAGUGCAUGUUUAGUCUCGUUUUCGCCGGAUAAUGGCUUCGUGGAUCUAGACAUUGAACCCGGUCUUCUCAAACUCCAAGAUCUUCGGACCAAAGGAAGCAAAUAUUUUUGCUCUGAAGCCGAAAUCAAGCAGUGCAGAAUCACGUUCCGUGGCGAUAAAGAGACAAAUGACGCCGAAUUCCAACUCAUAGUCCUUUACGACCACAAAUUACACGGAACUGAUAGGUGCCCAUAUCUCGCCUUCAAAACGAUUGACAAGGUAAUGACAAGCGUCGAGAAGGAAGACUACAUGGCAGUUAUCAAAUCUGUUGAUCUUAUGAAACAUAAAUUGCGUCCUUUUGAACAAGUUCAUGAAGGUUCAUCAACUUAA
Messenger RNA from Suillus clintonianus, 393 nucleotides. RefSeq lists its product as uncharacterized. The transcript is spliced from 2 exons. Bases 1 to 393 code for a protein of 130 amino acids. The record is from RefSeq and is a predicted model, not a curated record. NCBI's taxonomy places the organism in Eukaryota, Fungi, Basidiomycota, Agaricomycetes, Boletales, Suillaceae.